AUGGAGAAAAUCGAUCAAGUCGCGGAUGCGACAGCGGCUGACCAGCCGGAGAGCUCUCGCAAACCUGACAAGAAGCCAACUUCUGGCUUCGCUGCGUUCUUGCGCAUAUUUACCUAUUGUCAACCCCUCGACUGCGCCCUCGAAAUCAUUGCCAUCCUCGCCGCGAUCGGCUCCGGUGUAGCAAUGGCAAUGAUGAACCUCGUAAUAGGAGAACUGAUGGAUGUCAUGGGUGACCCCACACGUAUUGCCACAGAUCCAGACGGGUUCAUGACUGCCGUUAGCACGAAUUCGCUCUAUUUUGUAUACAUUGGCAUUGCUAGAUUAGGCUGUACUUACCUAUACUCGACGCUAUUUACCUACGUUUCCUUCCGAGUCACGAAUAAUAUCCGACAAUCCUACCUACGAGCAGCCCUCAGCCAAGAGGUCAGCUAUUUCGAUCACGGAACUUCUGGGUCUAUAUCCAUGCAGGGCACAUCCAAUGGAAAGUUGAUCCAGUCCGGCAUCGCAGAUAAACUGGGACUUUUCUUCGCGUCGUUUGCUACCUUUAUUGCGGCUUUCAUCAUCGCGUUCAUCAGCUACUGGAAGCUCACCCUUAUCCUCAUUUGCAUCAUGCCAGCAAUCAUGUUGGUCAUCGGUACUAUGGCUACGAUCGACGCUGGUAUCGAUGGGAAGAACUUGAAGGUCAUCUCUCAAGCUGCUCAGUACGCCGAAACAUCCCUCGCAAGCAUCCACACGAUCAAAGCCUUCAACCUCGAGUCAAGAAUUAUGCACAAGUACACAUCUUUUCUUCAAAUUUCACGACAACUGUGUCGCAAGAAGUCUCAUGUGUAUGGUGUUAUGUUUGCCUGGCAGUACUUUGUCAUCUAUGCAGGUAUGGGUUUGGCGUUCUGGCAAGGCAUCAGAAUGAUUGCUCGUGGGGAAGUAGAGGGCAUCGGCGCCGUCUUCACUGUCCUCUUCUCGGUCAUCAUCGGUUCCACCUCGAUCAAUGGCAUUGCUCCAAACAUUUCCUCUUUUGUUCGCGCUGGUGCUGGUGCUACAGAGCUUUUUGCUUUGAUCGACAGGACCUCAGACAUCAACCCUCUUGACGAGUCGGGCCAGAAGCCCAGUAAAGUCUCUGGUGUCAUCGAAAUCCAGUCGAUCGGCUUCAGUUACCCAACACGACCAGACAUCAAAGUGCUUGAUGACUUUUCUCUUACUAUUCCGGCUGGAAAAGUCACAGCUUUAGUGGGUGCCAGUGGCUCGGGGAAAAGUACUAUUAUUGGUCUUCUGGAAAGAUGGUAUAAUCCUGUUACCGGUGACAUCAAACUUGAUGGAGUCAGCCUGAAGGAGUUGAGCGUCACCUGGCUUCGUACAACAAUGCGACUUGUCCAACAGGAACCUGUUUUGUUCAAUGGAACUGUCUUUGAGAACAUCGCCAAUGGUCUCGUUGGGACUCCUUGGGAGAAGGCUUCCAGAGAAAUCCAAGAAGAACGUGUCAGACACGCAGCCAAGCUUGCCUUUGCAGAUGGCUUCAUCCAGAACCUCUCAGAAGGAUACGACACACGCAUUGGUGAGAGAGGCGGACUUCUUUCAGGAGGACAGAAGCAAAGGAUUGCCAUAGCUCGAAGUAUUGUUUCUGACCCUUCCAUUCUCUUGUUGGAUGAAGCCACCUCAGCACUCGACUCACACUCCGAAGGUAUAGUCCAAAAAGCACUCGACAGUGCCUCCAAGAACAGGACCACGCUGGUCAUUGCUCACAAACUGGUCACCAUUCGAGAUGCUGACAACAUUGUGGUCAUGUCCAAGGGCAAAAUUGUUGAGCAGGGAAAGCAUGAUGAUCUAGUGGCCCUCAACGGCACCUACUCCAAGCUAGUCCAAGCCCAGGAUUUGUCUACCAGCAAGGGAAACCUGGAUACCCGGACAUCUGACGAAGAAUCGACAACAUCUACCGAAGCGAUAGAGCCCGUUCAAUCUCUCGCAAAAUCCAAUUCUGCUAUCAACGAGGACCUCGCCUCUCAAAUGAACAGGGAAGAUUUUGACCUUUAUAAGUCUACAGGACUUCUACAUACCAUCUGGAAGAUGAUCAUGUCGGCUCCUGAGCUUCGAGCUUACUUUGUUAUAGUAUCCAUUGCCUGUGCUGUUGGAGCUGCUGUAUACCCAGGACAGAAUUUGCUACUUUCCGAAGUCAUGGAUGUCUUCACAUCCUCUGACCUAGUCAAAGGUGGUGACUUUGUAUCUUUGAUGUACUUUGUCAUUGGCCUAGGAGCCUUGGUGGUGUUUUUCGUUAUAGGAUGGAUUUCAAAUAUUAUUGCCCAGUCUCUGAGCCAGAAUGUCCGAGAAGGGCUUUUUCGAAGUAUGCUGAGACAAGACUUGCGUUUUUUCGAUAGACCAGAGAACACCGUUGGUGCUCUUGUCAGUCGCAUCGACUCCCAGUCACAAGCUGUGUGGGAACUCAUGGGCUUCAACGUGGCAUUGGUCCUUCAAUCCAUCAUCAACAUCAUUUCCAGUAGCAUUCUUGCUCUUGCAUAUGCUUGGAAGCUCGGCCUUGUUGGUGUUUUUGCUGGCAUGCCUCCUCUUCUACUGGCAGGAUAUGCUCGUAUUCGCCUGGAGACAAAGCUCAACACAGACAUCGACAAGAGGUUUUCAACAAGUGCUUCCAUAGCGUCCGAGAGUGUAAACGCCAUCCGGACUGUUUCAUCGCUUGCAAUUGAGAAGAGUAUUCUGGAGAAGUAUACCGCGGAAUUAGAUAGUGCUGUUUCGGGCUCGACUUUGCCUCUUUUCACCAUGAUGAUUUGGUUCUCUCUGACUCAAUCGAUUGAAUUUUUCAUCCUUGCUCUGGGAUUCUGGUUCGGAUCGAGACUCGUUUCGCAAGGAGAAAUUACAUUUCCACAGUUUAUCAUAUCUUUCUUGGGUGUCUUCUUCUCCGGUCAGGCCGCUGCAGUCAUCUUCAGCUUUGCAAGCAGUUUCACCAAGGCAAAUUCUGCUGCCAACUACUAUUUCUGGCUCACCGGCCUGCAGCCAAUCAUUCGGGAAACAGAUAAGAACAAAGAAAAGGGUCCUGCAAAUGGUGGAAGUUACAUUGACUUCCAAGAUGUUCAGUUCUCUUACCCUCUUGCUCCUGAGAAAAGAGUCAUCAAGGGCCUUGAUCUCACGAUCGACCGUGGACAAUUUGUUGCCUUUGUCGGCGCUUCUGGUAGUGGAAAGAGUACCAUUGUGUCCCUCCUUGAACGCUUCUAUGAUCCCACAAGUGGCACCAUCAACAUCGACGGCUCAGCUCCUCUCACCGAGAUCAGUCCCCGUCUUUAUCGCAACAGAAUCGCUCUCGUUCAACAAGAGCCCACUCUCUUCCCUGGUAGUAUCCGUGAGAACAUUGCUGCGGGACUUGAUGUCGGUCCUGAGGAACAAGCCCUUGUCAGGGAUGAUGCACUAGAAGCAGCUUGCCGUGCAGCCAAUGUAUGGGAUUUUGUGAGCUCUCUUCCUGAAGGUCUCAACACUCUUUGUGGCCAGGGAGGUAGCCAGCUUUCUGGCGGACAAAGACAGAGGAUUGCCAUCGCGCGUGCUCUCAUCCGUAACCCUAGUAUCAUCUUGCUGGAUGAGGCGACUUCAGCCCUUGAUACCGAGUCUGAGAGAGUCGUGCAGAAAGCCUUGAUGAACGCUGCCGCCAGUGGAGAUCGCAUCACUAUAGCCGUUGCCCAUCGACUUUCCACCAUUAGAGAUGCUGACAAGAUCUGCGUCUUCUACCAGGGUAGAAUCGUCGAGGCUGGUACGCAUGACGAGCUUAUUAGGCAGAACGGCAUGUACAAGCAGAUGUGCGACGCUCAGAGCCUCGACAGGAGCAGCUUAGCUUGA
Molecule: messenger RNA, 3828 nt
Organism: Aspergillus fischeri NRRL 181
Lineage: Eukaryota; Fungi; Ascomycota; Eurotiomycetes; Eurotiales; Aspergillaceae
Product: ABC transporter ATP-binding protein
Exons: 11
Coding region: 1-3828 (1275 amino acids)
Biological process (GO): transmembrane transport
Cellular component (GO): membrane
Molecular function (GO): ABC-type transporter activity; ATP hydrolysis activity; ATP binding
Source: RefSeq, a predicted model, not a curated record